AUGAGCCAAAAUCAGCAGCCAAAUCUUGGCAAGCUGUGGAUCUUUGAUCCAACAAAGAACCGUUGGAGUUCUUAUGAGAGCAUGAUGCGAAGAAUCAUCAUAGCUCGAGGAAUCACCGAGGCAGAUGACAAGAAAGUAUUCUUGUUCAAUCACAUUGGUGCAGCUGCUUAUGAAGCGCUGGAAGUUGCCAUGAAUGGUGACAAUAUGGACUCAAAGUCCUUUGAUGAACUUUGCACCGUUUUGACGGGCUUGUUCGAACCAAAAGGUCUAAUCGCUGCCACAAGGCACAAGAUUUUUACUGCAAAACAGCAGUCAGACCAAAGUUCAAGACAGUUCAUCCAGCAGGUGAAAGCUUGGUCAAUGAAGGCCAGUUUCGAAAGUGUUCAGAACACUCGAGAUUUCGUACAGGUUCAAGCUAUAAUUGCUGGACUGUCGAAUCAAAAAAUAAAGGAGAAACUCCUUGAAACAACCGAUUUGACUAUGAGCAAAUUGGAAGAGAUUGUGGAGUUGCUGGAAGGCACACAAUCAGCCGCAAGUCAAAUGGCAGCAGCCAGUGGACCAGGCACUAUUGCGAUGCUGGAUAGGCGUCGUGGAAGGGACCAAAUGGACGGGAAGUCCAAAGGUCGUCAAUACAAAUGUUGCUUCUCUUGCGGGAGUGAUGCACAUUUGAAGGCCGAUUGUCCAGAGAGACAACGGAAACCUAGAAGGAUUUCUAGGGGGACCCAUCAUGGACUUGAUGCGGUUGACUCAGAAUUGGAAUAUGAUUCUGAAUAUUCGUCCGGAUGUGACGGGAUGCACGCCAUUAGGCAGUGUGAAAGCGGACGGGAAGAGAUCCCUCCGGUCAAGCUAUGUGUCGGGUUAAAUGACAUGGAAAUAGCUUUGGAGCUCGAUACAGGAGCUGCCAGGACGGUAAUACCAGAAAGGGUAUGGAGACAGAUUGGUCGUCCGGAAAUUACCAGGUAUACCGGGAUACUUCAGGAAUAUGGCGGAAGUCCAUUAGAAGUUAUUGGUGCUGUGCGGGUAAAUGCCAGCUUCCGGGGUCAUCAGAAGAUGACUGAAAUCAUUGUCGUGAGACGUCACGAUUGCCAACCGACGUUGGGACGGGAUCUUAUGAAAGAUCUCAAGUUGGACAUGGGAAAUUAUGUCAACUUGUCACUGGUAGGCUCCCAAGUGGAGGAGACAGGUACCAGGGGAACUCGGGAAAAUGAGUUCAAAAGCUUUCAAAAAGCUAGUGAUGAAACUCGGGAAGUCCAUUGGAUUAGAGUUGUCACGAAAAGCAUGGAUCAGAAGCCUGCAAAAGCCAAUAUUGGCGUCUCAACCAGAAACACGGAAGGUGUUUGUGAGACCUACUCGGGAGAUUUCAAAUCUCAGUAUUUUCCCCAGGUUGUUGAAAAUAGGGGAGGGAGUAGAGGCCAAGGAAAGUGGCGAGGUAACCAUGCCAAAUCCACGGUAAUGUGGUCGGAUUCAGAGAGUCUAGCAAGCUCUAAGGAAUCGCGGAAAAAACCUAAGGUCUGGAUAGACAAGGUAAAAGAUGAGCUAGCAGCUCAAAUCAGAAGCUUUGCUUCUCAGGGUAAGCCAAUUGUGUCCUUUGGACCUAGGCACCAUUCGGAAAGGUAUAAGCCUUUGGCAAGAAGAUACCAGAAUGGAACCCGAUGCGUCAGUGGAAGGAAUGUGCCGUUGGAAGUUCAGAUCCUCGAUGGAAUCCAGGUCCAGUCCAGAAUCUCAAGCCAUCCAGAACCCAGGGAAGCACGCAUGCUCGUUCGAUGGAUGUGGAAGUGCCAAGCCGUGCCCGACUUGAUCACUUGGAGGAGAUGUGAGGCGGAACGACCGAGCUUCGAGGAUUUUCCCACGAGGAACGAUCUACAUUUAUUCAAAUUUGAUUGUACUUUCCUACGUGGGGCUUCCCUAUAA
Molecule: messenger RNA, 1911 nt
Organism: Bursaphelenchus xylophilus (pine wood nematode)
Lineage: Eukaryota; Metazoa; Nematoda; Chromadorea; Rhabditida; Aphelenchoididae
Source: the annotation of a GenBank genome assembly